AACACUUUUGUGGGCUGGCUAGCUAGCUGUCACAUUUUAUUUACCAUCUCGACGAUUUGUUUUUCAGUAGAAAAAUUACCAAUAACUGACGUAAAAUCUUGUAAAAAUCAAUUUCGACAUGAGCUGUUUUGAAAAUCUAACAAUGCCGAGUUGUGUGUGGUUCGAAAGUGGAGAGAAGAGGAACAUUCUUGCUUCCAUAUCAUCAGGACUCCUGUUCUUCACAGGCUGGUGGUUUAUCAUCGAUGCAGCGACAGUGUACCCUGGGAACCUGCCCAAUGCUGCUCAUGUGUGCGGCGUGAUGGCCACACUGUCCCUCAUCAUGGUCAACUCUGUAUCAAAUGCACAGGUUCGAGGUGAGACGUACACAGGAGGCUGCAUGGGUCCCCGCGGUGCACGUCUGUGGCUGUUCCUUGGGUUCGUUGUAGGGUUUGCUUCACUCAUUGCAGCCUGCUGGAUUCUCUUUGCCAACUAUGUUAAUGCUGGUAGUUCCAAGGCAACAUGGCCAGGUGUGAGUUUGUUCAUGCAGAACGCAUUCAUCUUUGCCGGCUCGUUAGUAUUUAAGUUUGGCCGCACAGAGGACUUGUGGGGGUAAUCUAUAUAAUCUUGUUCCGUCCGUGUUUGUCAUGCCUAGUUAUGAUUGUGCCAAGUGACGAUAAACCGAACAGUCUUAUAGCUUCCUAUUUAUAAUCAUGAAGUAAAGUUAGUCCAAGUUUAAACUUAUGAAAGUCUCUGUGUAACUUUAAUCCGUGAUUGUUAAUAUGAAAAUAAGGUUGUAUGGAUAGUUAUUGGUCAUCAAUAUUUUAUGAAGUUAAUACCGAAUUGAUGAUGAUAUUCUUAUAUGGGAAACGCUUGAAAUGCUUUUUAUAAUGCGGGCGAGGUCUAUUAUUUUCUGCUUUUGUUGUAUUCCAUCAAAAACAAUACUAUAACUAGGCAUGCAAAAAGGAUUUAUAUAAUCUAGGUUAAAUUAUAAAUAUUUUAAAAUUAUAGGUAAACUUUUUAGUGUAUUUUACAUAAUUAUUAAUCUCUGUUAAGAACACAUUAGAUUUCAAUAAUUAUUUUUAAUAUUAUGUUAUAUUUGUAUUGCUAAUAUUGUGGGAAGGAACCAGUCAAAAAUGUCUGUAUAAAUAAAUAACUUUAUUGAUUUGGCAUUAAUAAAUUACAUUGAUUGAAGUACAUUAAAGAUCUUAAUAAGAGUA
This is a messenger RNA of Helicoverpa zea (corn earworm), 1196 nucleotides long. Its product is annotated as transmembrane protein 50A. Lineage: Eukaryota; Metazoa; Arthropoda; Insecta; Lepidoptera; Noctuidae. The transcript has 4 exons. Gene Ontology annotation, biological process: late endosome to vacuole transport via multivesicular body sorting pathway; protein targeting to vacuole. The record is from RefSeq and is a predicted model, not a curated record. The coding region runs from base 119 to 592 and encodes 157 amino acids.